This is a messenger RNA of Fusarium vanettenii 77-13-4, 1293 nucleotides long. RefSeq lists its product as uncharacterized. The coding region runs from base 1 to 1293 and encodes 430 amino acids. NCBI's taxonomy places the organism in Eukaryota, Fungi, Ascomycota, Sordariomycetes, Hypocreales, Nectriaceae. The transcript has a single exon. Gene Ontology annotation, molecular function: transaminase activity; pyridoxal phosphate binding. The record is from RefSeq and is a predicted model, not a curated record.
AUGGCGCUCUCCCAGGGACAAGGCUCAGAGAUAACCGUGGAGACCCUGCAAACCAAGCUGGACAAGGCUGUGGCAGAUUUUAUCCAGCAAAAUCCAUCUUCCAAGAAGGCCAUCGAGAGAGCAUGCGAAAGCCUUCCCGGCGGCACAACGCGCGCGGUCCUCGAGUCGGAGCCUUUCCCCCUGGUUGUGCGUUCUGGCAAGGGAUCGGCGCUGACCACGGUCGAUGGAAGGACGUUUGUUGACUUUGUUUCCGACUUUACUGCCGGCCUCUUUGGGCACUCUCAUCCCGCUAUUCAGGAAGCUAUCCUGCAAGCUGUGCCAAACGGCUUCAGCCUCGGCGCCGUGACCGAGUUGGAAGCCCAGCUAAGCGAGUCCAUCAAGGCUAGGUUCCCUUCCAUCGAUCUGAUCCGGUACUGCAACUCGGGCACAGAAGCAAACACGUAUGCUCUAGGUACAGCGCUGGCCUACACAGGCCGCCAAAAGGUGUUGGUCUUUGAUGGUGCUUACCACGGCGGCACCCUCAGCUUUGGACAUAGCCCCAACUACCUCAACAUCCCCUACGACUAUGUCGUAGGCACGUACGGCGAUAUUGAAAAGACGCGAGCUGGGCUGAGUUUCGAUAUCGGUGCCAUCAUUGUGGAACCCAUGCAGUCCGCGGGCGGUAUGCGGUCUGCAGGCAAGGAGUUCCUCAAGUUCCUGCGUGACGCCGCCACGACGAUUGGUGCGGUCCUUAUCUUUGAUGAGGUCGUCACAUCUCGACUUGAUUUUCACGGCAUGCAGGGCGGACUGGGCGUCAAGCCUGAUAUGACGACGCUCGGUAAGUACUUGGGUGGUGGACUACCCUUUGGUGCCUUUGGCGGGAGGAAGGAUAUCAUGGCCCAGUUUGACCUCAAAUCUGGCCUGGCUAAGAAGCUCUCCCACUCUGGAACUUUUAACAACAAUAUUUUCACCAUGACGGCGGGCGUUGCUGCAUCGAAACUUGUCACCAAGGAGGCGAUCGACAGAAUCAAUGCCCUCGGCGAUAAGUGCCGGGAGGGGGUCAGGGCCAUAGUCAAGGAAGCUGGCAAGACUGACGAGAUAAUUGUUCUCGGUGUUGGCAGCUGCAUAGGUAUUCACUUUCGGGGGCAGAGCGGCGACUUACUCAGAGAGCUCUGCUUUUUUCACCUUCUCUCCAAGGACGUGUGGAUUGGACGACGCGGUUUCUUGGCUCUGAACUUUGCUCAUGAUGAUGAUAAUGUUACUAAGUUUCUCCAAGAUUUCAAGGAGUUCUUAACCUUAUAUAGUUGUUAUUAA